Molecule: messenger RNA, 1323 nt
Organism: Helianthus annuus (common sunflower)
Lineage: Eukaryota; Viridiplantae; Streptophyta; Magnoliopsida; Asterales; Asteraceae
Product: F-box protein At1g78100
Exons: 1
Coding region: 125-1162 (345 amino acids)
Molecular function (GO): protein binding
Source: RefSeq, a predicted model, not a curated record
UCAAACUCAACAUUACCCAAUUACAAUAACCCCCUCUCACCCCCUUCCAAAAAAGUCAACGGUCAAAUACUCACCAUUCAUCCAACUCACUCUUUCCGGUCAACAAACUCACUCUCAUUCAUUCAUGGAACUGUCACCGGAAAACAUCUCCGACGACUUCGACCGGUUACCGGACCCUAUCAUCUUAACAAUCUUCAACUACAUCUCCGACAUUAAAACCCUAAUCCGCUGCCGAUCCGUUUGUCGCCGCUUCAACUCACUCGUUCCUCACUCCGACUCGCUCCUCCUCCGAGUCGACCGAGUCAUCUCCGCCGCUGACUCCGACGACGAUGGCGACACUUCCUCCGUCAUCGGUUUCUUCAAAUCCAUCGUCAAAUCGAUCCAAAACCUAAUUUCUUCUCCUCCACGUCAUCAAUUUCAUUCGCAAUCGGAACAAUCACAAUCGCAACCGCAAUCGCAAUAUUCUCCAGCGAUGAUUCUUCGAACAUUCGAGAGGAUUAAACAGCUGGAGAUCGAGUUACCGAACGGAGAUCUGAGAUUAGAGAAACGAGCGGCGAUCAAAUGGAGAGCGGAGUACGGUAAGACGUUGAAGCGGUGUGUGAUCCUAGGGUUCCGGUGCGGCGGCGUAGGAGAGGCGGAUCUCGGCGGUGGUGGCGGUUUGAAGACGAGAGUUGUCUGGACGAUUUCCGCGUUGAUUGCAGCUUCUGCAAGGCAUUAUAUGGUGAAAGACAUUGUAACCGAACACGAAAGUUUGUUGAAAUUGAUUGUUAGAGAUAGAGAAGAUGAAGGAACUGUGAUUAUGAAUGAAUUAGGUAUCAAUGAGUUUAGAGAAGAUGUUGGUGAUAAUGUUGGUGAUGAGGAAGGGCAGGAUGGUAAUUUGGGAUCAAAUUCGGGUGGCGUGUGGUGGCGGAGUAAUCGGACUCGAGUUCCUGCGGUUUGGAUGAGGAUGAGGCAUGAGGCGAAGUUGGAGUUGUCGAAUGGUGUGACGAUGGAAGGGGCGACGCUUGUGGUGGUUAGACCGACUGCGAGUGCGGGUGGUAUGGUGGAGGAAGCAGAAGACGAAUGUAAUUGGGAUGGACUAGGAUUUGACGGUGUUUAUGGUGAGGCGGUUCAGAAACUGAUUAACCGGCGGAGUUAUUUGCUUGAGAUGAAUUCGUUUUGAGUCGAAUCUGCUGACUGGAAUGGUUAGUUUUGUUGGUGAUUUGCUGUUACUGCUUGUUGUAUGAUGCAUAUAAUGUGAAUCUGUUUUGGUUUAUUUAUGUUGGUAAUGUAAAUCACUAUAUCUAUAGUUUCUAUGAGUAUGUUACAGAUUAGUUGUUAUCA